Messenger RNA from Uloborus diversus, 713 nucleotides. RefSeq names its product superoxide dismutase [Cu-Zn]-like. Gene Ontology annotation, molecular function: superoxide dismutase activity; copper ion binding. Bases 42 to 626 code for a protein of 194 amino acids. Gene Ontology annotation, biological process: removal of superoxide radicals. The transcript is spliced from 5 exons. The record is from RefSeq and is a predicted model, not a curated record. NCBI's taxonomy places the organism in Eukaryota, Metazoa, Arthropoda, Arachnida, Araneae, Uloboridae.
UAAAGGCGAGAAUCAUCGUGAGGUCGCUAAUCAUUUUCAAGAUGGCCUCUAACACUGGACUUGAGAAGCUCGUUCCGUAUCUUUUGAUCGGUCUUGCCGGCUGGGAUAUUGCAAAUGCUGCGUUGCCCAUGGUAUCGACACGCCCCAAUGGAGGUUGUGACAUCCGCAAGGCAAUUUGUUCCAUAAACAAUGGGACCGUUUCUGGCGUAAUUCAGUUUAGGACUCAGCGUUCAUCUGAGGGAGUCUCUGUUACUGGACAGAUAUCGGGACUGUCACCUGGAUUGCAUGGCUUCCACGUUCACGAAUUCGGAGAUUUAUCGAACGGUUGUGCCAGCACUGGUGGCCAUUACAAUCCCACAAAUAUGGACCAUGGAGCGCCGACUGAUAGUCAAAAACAUGUAGGGGAUUUAGGAAACAUUGAAGCAGAUAGAAGUGGAGUUGCAGAUUUGAACAUGGUUGGAGAUCAAAUGAGAUUGUGCGGUCCCAUGUCAAUAAUGGGAAGAGCAAUAGUGGUUCACGGUGGGGAAGACGAUCUGGGAAGAGGUGGCAACCAAGCUAGCAGAAAUAACGGAAAUGCCGGACCCAGAGUUGGAUGCUGCAUUAUCGGAGUCGCAAAUAAUUCAUAAAAGACGAUUCAUUUUAAAAAAUCUUCUUAAAUGCAUCGAAUAUGUGAUUCAUCUUUCUGUUCACUGAUUAAAAAAUAUCAUAUUUGA